Molecule: messenger RNA, 3534 nt
Organism: Talaromyces rugulosus
Lineage: Eukaryota; Fungi; Ascomycota; Eurotiomycetes; Eurotiales; Trichocomaceae
Exons: 2
Coding region: 1-3534 (1177 amino acids)
Biological process (GO): error-prone translesion synthesis; error-free translesion synthesis
Cellular component (GO): nucleus
Molecular function (GO): damaged DNA binding; DNA-directed DNA polymerase activity; deoxycytidyl transferase activity
Source: RefSeq, a predicted model, not a curated record
AUGGGCACGAGAUUGGACGCAAACUCUAAUAUAGUCCGCAAGAGGAUCCAAAGCCAUACGUUUGAUGGCGAAGAUGGCGAGGAGUACGAGGCAUCGAAAUUUGGAGGCUUCCCGGAUUACUUUCGGCGCAAGAAGAUAAAACUUCAAAAUCUAGAUGCGGAAACCCGUGCAAACACCGCGGACAAUCCUCCGAUAUUCCGUGGCGUGGUAGUACAUGUGAACAGUGGUUUGACCCAGCAUUCUUUGAGUGAUAUACAUCACUACGUCGUGAGCCAUGGAGGAGGCUUCCUCCAAUAUCUCGAUGGCAAGACCAGCGCGACUCAUAUCAUUGCUAGCGAUUUAACCCCGAAGAAGAGAGAGGAGUAUCGCAAAUACCGCAUAGUGAAACCCGCUUGGGUCGUGGAGAGUGUCAAGGCCGGCCGAUUGCUACCAUGGGACCAAUAUCGUGUAGUUGACGAAGGGCAAUCUCAGAAGGUCUUGAAAUUUGACCAGGGACUUCUGAAAACCCAAGCCAACUCCUAUCAGCAUAGCUACAAAGACCAGACCGAGAACAGCUGGUAUACAUCGCAAGUAAAAGACGCAGCAACCGAAGCACAAAAUUCUCCUAUUUUGCAAAAGCCUCCGAGCGAAAAGCGCGAAUUAGUUUCUUCCGAAAUUACUUUAAGCGCUGAUACUGAUUAUGGCGAUUUUCCAUCCAUGGGGUCCAUGCCUGAAGCGGCUGGAAAUUCGAACAUCGCCAGCCUAAAAGAGGAUACAAUAAGGGAUAAGAAAGCCGAUUCUGAUGAAAGACCCGAUGACUUUUACCCUCCUGAACCUAUGGCUGAAGAAACGGAUACUUCAAAAGGUGCCGAACUUGUCCGAGAAACGAUACCUGUGAAACCCGGUAUGACAUCAGAAGAGUACAAUGCCCUACUACUAUCCGACCCUCGCAUGAGGAAAUCCAGCGUCGUCAACCCUGAUUUUGUGCAACAAUAUUAUAGAGAAUCGCGUCUUCACCAUCUAUCAACUUGGAAAGCAGAGCUUAAAGCAAAGCUCCAAGCAGCCACCCAGGAAAACGUACAAAGCCACGCAAAUGCAAAACGACGUGUUCCUGGCGCUCGAAGAUAUAUAUUGCAUGUCGACUUUGAUAGCUUCUUCGCAGCUGUAUCUAUUCAAAGACAUCACCCGGAAUUGAUAGACAAGCCAGUGGCAAUCGCCCAUGGCACAGGCAGUGGCUCGGAGAUUGCGAGUUGCAAUUACCCUGCCCGUGCUUUUGGUAUCAAGAACGGGAUGUGGAUGAAAGGUGCACUGGAAAAAUGUCCUCAGCUUAAAGUUUUACCAUACGAUUUUCCUGGCUAUGAAGACGCCAGUCGCCAGUUCUAUAGCUGUUUACUUGCCGUCGAUGGAAUCGUGCAGAGCGUUAGCAUUGAUGAAGCAUUGAUCGAUAUUACAACGCAGUGUCUGCGAGCCGGUGGUUCGGACGGGAAGGGUAUAUCUGAAGGGUCACUUUAUCGAGAGCAAUCAAAAGCCGACGAAAUUGCUAACGAUCUACGGAAUGCGGUCAAAGAAAAGACCCAAUGUGCUGUAUCGGUGGGUAUUGGGGGCAACAUUCUCCAGGCCAAAGUGGCACUCCGCAAGGCGAAACCUGCCGGGCAGUAUCAGCUCAAACCCGAUGAGGUUUUGGAAUUCAUAGGAAACCUAACGAUUCAAGAUCUUCCCGGUUUUGCAUAUAGCCUGGGUGGGAAACUUGAAGAGCUUGGAGUAAAAUUCGUGAAAGACGUACACGAUAUAUCCAAAGAAAGACUUGCGUCCCAUCUCGGCCCCAAGACUGGCGCGAAGCUGUGGGACUAUGCUAGAGGUGUUGACAAGACAGAAGUAGGAUUGCAUACAGUGCGCAAAUCGGUCUCUGCGGAAAUUAAUUGGGGCAUCCGAUUUAUCAACCAGGGCCAGGCAGAGGAAUUCGUGCAGAACUUGUCAGAUGAGUUGCACCGCCGUAUGCUUGAGAAUUUGGUCAAAGGAAAGCAACUUACUAUUCGCGUUAUGAGGCGAUCGUUAGAUGCCCCUUUAGAACCAGUCAAGCAUCUUGGCCAUGGGAAAUGCGAUGUCUUUAACAAGAGUGUCCUCCUCGGUGUUGCUACCAACGCGAGCGAAAUAAUAGGAAAAGAGGCUAUUGCAAUGCUGCGUAGCUUUGGCUUUACACCCGGUGACUUGCGGGGCCUCGGUGUUCAAAUGACUAAAUUGGAACCGAUCAAGUCCACUGGGGGAGGAGUGGCAGAAAGUAGCCAACGACAGUUGAACUUCAAAGCAUCCCCAGUGACAAAGAAACAGGUUCAGGAAGUUGACACAGACUUGAUCGAGAGCCCUAUGAAAGGAGAUGGGACCAGUACCGAUGCAGCUGAAGUUCUUGACAACCGGCCGGCCUUUGAUUCAUCACAUAAGCCUUUGAACAUUUCUGGAACGCAGUUCAUAAUGCCAUCACAACCAGAUCCCAAAGUGGUUGCAGAGCUGCCUGCUGAUAUUCGGUCAAUGUUGGUCCCCAAGUCACAGGCCCGAGAAACCUCGCCAUCUCCAACGCAACGCCGAAAUGCUCACACUAGUGGUGGCCAACUCCCUCCACAGUCGCAAAUAGAUCUAGAAAUUCUGGAAGCAUUGCCAGAAGACAUUCGAUCUGAGAUAUUAGGCUACUAUUCGCGUCCGUCGAGCGAAGGAGAAUCUAAUCAACCGGGGCCUCCUCGUCAUCAGCCUGAACUACCACCUCAGCCUCCUCCGACUCGCUUAGAAAACGUCGCUUUUACCACCAAGAAACCACCUUCGCCGCCAAAGAAACGGCGUGGUCGGCCUCCCAAGUCGUCCACUGUUGCCAAGUCCCAGAUCCGUUCUGGCUUGUCGCAGUCCACUUUCAAUUUUAACAAACGGAUAGCGAGUGAAAAUGCAUCUGCAGAGAGCAUACGGCAAGAUUCUCCCGCUUUGGAGGAGUCGGAUGAAGUUUCAGAAGAUUUUUUGGCAGCUCUGCCUGAGGAUAUCCGGCGUGAAGUGCUAGAGGAGCAGAGACAAAAGCGAAUGAGAAAGAAACCUCAGGCAAACGUUCAACCUGAGAGGCCAAUAUCUUCCAGAGCAAAUACUCCAGGGGAGCCAGUCAUUGUACCAGAGAAACGACUUCAACUACCUCCUCAUCCUGAAAGACCAACUUUUACAUCCAAAAAAUUGUCAGCUCUUCCCGACCUUCGUGAAGCGAUUGCGGCCUGGCACGCAGCUUUUUCGCCUGAAAAUCCUUUCUUGGAAGACGUAGAAGCUCUGGCAAUAUAUCUGAAGCGGGUUGUUCUCGAAGAAAGAGAUAUUGAAAAGGCAAUUUCUGUAGCUGAUUGGCUGCAUUGGUUAAUCCAGGACAGUGCUGGUGAUGAUGCUACGCCUCAAGUUAAAACAAUGUCAUCUCAAGAGGCAUCCCAGAGCUCACAGCCCGAGACCACAUGGGGUCAGGCGUUACAGAUAGUGCGGAAUAGCGUUGCUGCAGCGUUUGAAGAACGGGGUCUUCUUCCACCCAGCUUCUCGGCCUAG